AUCUGCAUUCAGCAAGGGUGGAAGGCACCACACGGGCGCUUCGAUAUCCUGCCUCUGCUCCUCCAAGCCAAUGGCAACGAUCCAGAGCUCUUUGAAAUCCCCCCGGAGCUCGUGCUGGAAGUGCCCAUCCGGCAUCCCAAGUUUGAAUGGUUUAAGGACCUGGGCCUGAAGUGGUACGGUUUGCCAGCAGUUUCCAACAUGCUCCUCGAGAUUGGAGGCUUGGAGUUUUCCGCCUGCCCUUUCAGUGGCUGGUACAUGGGCACAGAGAUUGGGGUCCGGGACUACUGUGACAACUCUCGCUACAACAUACUGGAGCAAGUGGCCAAGAAAAUGAAUCUGGAUAUGAGGAAAACCUCCUCUCUGUGGAAGGACCAGGCCCUGGUGGAGAUCAACAUUGCUGUGCUGUACAGCUUCCAGAGCGACAAGGUGACCAUUGUGGAUCACCAUUCAGCCACUGAGUCCUUUAUCAAGCACAUGGAGAAUGAGUACCGAUGCCGUGGAGGCUGUCCUGCUGACUGGGUGUGGAUUGUCCCACCAAUGUCUGGCAGCAUCACCCCAGUUUUCCAUCAGGAAAUGCUCAACUACCGUCUCACACCCUCCUUUGAGUAUCAGCCGGACCCCUGGAACACCCACGUCUGGAAAGGGGUCAAUGGGACACCUACCAAGAAGAGGGCCAUUGGCUUUAAGAAGUUAGCAAAAGCUGUGAAGUUCUCCGCCAAGCUGAUGGGACAGGCCAUGGCCAAGAGGGUCAAAGCGACCAUCCUGUACGCCACUGAAACAGGGAAGUCACAGGUCUAUGCAAAAACUCUGUGUGAAAUCUUCAAGCACGCCUUUGAUGCCAAGGUGAUGUCCAUGGACGAGUAUGACAUCGUGCACCUAGAGCAUGAAACCAUGGUCCUGGUGGUCACAAGCACCUUUGGCAACGGAGACCCACCUGAGAAUGGAGAGAAAUUCGGCUGCGCAUUAAUGGAGAUGAAGAAUCCCAACUCCAACCUGGAGGAGAGGAAGAGCUACAAGGUCCGUUUCAACAGCGUCUCCUCUUACUCGGAUGCACGGAAAUCCUCAAGUGAUGGCCCUGACUCCAGGGACAACUUUGAGAGCACGGGGCCCCUGGCUAAUGUCAGGUUCUCUGUGUUUGGGCUGGGGUCACGUGCCUACCCUCACUUCUGCGCCUUUGCUCGGGCGGUGGACACCCUCCUGGAGGAGCUGGGUGGAGAGAGGAUCCUCCGCAUGGGAGAAGGGGAUGAGCUCUGUGGCCAGGAGGAGUCCUUCAGGACAUGGGCCAAGAAGGUCUUCAAGGCAGCGUGCGACGUCUUCUGCGUGGGGGAUGACGUCAACAUCGAGAAAGCAAACAACUCCCUCAUCAGCAACGACCGGAGCUGGAAGAGGAGCAAGUUUCGCCUGACCUACGUGGCCGAGGCCCCAGAGCUCACACAAGGACUGUACAGCAUCCACAAAAAACGUGUCUACGCAGCCCGGCUUAUCACACGCCAGAACCUGCAGAGCCCAAAGUCCAGCCGCUUGACGAUUUUCCUGCGCCUCCACACCAACGGACACCAGGAGCUGCAGUACCUGCCCGGGGACCACUUGGGUGUGUUUCCAGGGAACCACGAAGACUUGGUCAAUGCCCUGAUCGACAGGCUUGAAGAUGCCCCUCCAGCCAACCAGCUGGUGAAAGUGGAGCUCCUGGAGGAGAGGAACACAGCCCUAGGUGUCAUCAGUAACUGGACAGAUGAGAACCGUGUCCCACCAUGCACAAUCUUCCAGGCUUUUAAAUACUAUUUGGACAUCACCACCCCUCCCACACCCCUGCUGCUGCAGCAGUUUGCUUUGUUGGCCACCAGUGACAAGGAGAAGAAACGUUUGCAGGUCCUUAGCAAGGGCUUGCAAGAAUAUGAGGAAUGGAAGUGGUCCAAGAACCCCACCAUCGUGGAGGUGCUGGAGGAGUUCCCCUCUGUGCAGAUGCCCUCCACGCUGCUGCUCACACAGCUCCCCCUCCUCCAACCACGCUACUACUCCAUCAGUUCCUCCCCAGAGAUGUAUCCAGGAGAGGUCCAUCUCACCGUGGCAGUGGUCUCCUAUCGCACAAGAGACGGAGAAGGACCUAUCCACCAUGGAGUCUGCUCCUCUUGGCUCAAUCGGAUACAGACUGAUGAAGUAGUGCCCUGUUUUGUAAGAGGUGCGCCCGGGUUCCACCUGCCCCAGGAUCCCCAGGUGCCCUGCAUCCUCAUCGGCCCCGGCACCGGCAUCGCCCCUUUCCGGAGCUUCUGGCAGCAGCGGCUUUUUGAAAUCCAGCACAAAGGUAUGAAGCCUUGUCCCAUGGUCCUGGUAUUUGGCUGCCGGCAGUCCAGGAUCGACCACAUUUACAAAGAGGAGACGCUCUUUGCCAAAACCCAAGGUGUCUUCAGAGAGCUGUACACAGCCUACUCCCGGGAACCGGACAAACCAAAGAAAUACGUGCAGGACGUGUUACAGGAGCAGCUGGCCCAAACCGUGUUCAAAGCACUGAAGGAGCAGGGAGGCCACAUCUACGUCUGCGGGGAUGUCACCAUGGCCGGGGACGUCCUCAAGACUAUUCAGCGCAUCGUGAGGCAGCAGGGCCAGCUGUCGGUGGAGGAGGCAGGCGCUUUCAUCAGCAAGCUGCGGGAUGACAGCCGGUACCACGAGGAUAUUUUUGGAGUCACCCUGCGUACGUACGAAGUGACUAACCGCCUUAGAUCUGAGUCUAUUGCAUUCAUUGAGGAGAGCAAAAAAGACACGGAUGAGUGA
Molecule: messenger RNA, 2769 nt
Organism: Leptosomus discolor (cuckoo roller)
Lineage: Eukaryota; Metazoa; Chordata; Aves; Leptosomiformes; Leptosomidae
Source: RefSeq, a predicted model, not a curated record